Drosophila yakuba is the source of this 2379-nucleotide messenger RNA. It is a transcript of the gene NO66, whose product is annotated as bifunctional lysine-specific demethylase and histidyl-hydroxylase NO66. Gene Ontology annotation, cellular component: nucleolus. The coding region runs from base 176 to 2227 and encodes 683 amino acids. Gene Ontology annotation, molecular function: histone H3K36 demethylase activity; histone H3K4 demethylase activity. Lineage: Eukaryota; Metazoa; Arthropoda; Insecta; Diptera; Drosophilidae. The record is from RefSeq and is a predicted model, not a curated record. The transcript has a single exon.
CGCCGGCGAUAAUAUCAGUAUAGGAAGGCACGUGCAGUAUAGUUUUAAAUACUGUUAUUAUGUGUCAAAAAUAAGCCAUAUCAUUCUGUUACUUGUCUUGUUCAUAAGUACGAGCAAAAAGCUCUUAAAGGCGUUGUUAAUAAAAACCCCAUAUCGUUAAGAAAGAAGCUGCAAAAUGCAUAAGGCGUCCACUUCUUCCGCUAACCGAGCUAACUUCCAGGGCAAUCACAAAACUCAGAAAAGCCCAAAUAACGGUAAAGCUAAAGCCAAGAAAUCGCCCAAUACAGACAUAAAUGUAGCUGAUGUCGAGAUGCUAUUGAAUCCGAGAUCCAAUUUGACCAAGGAGCAGAAGGAAAGGCGCAAAAUGAUGGAGGGCUUUGUGACCAAAACAUUCGAACGCGCUGAAAACGAAUCUGAUGGAUCCGACAUAGACACCAGUGCAUCCACAUCGAAUAAGGGCAAGUCGAAGGCAGCCAGGCCCACAGAUCGCAAGCGACGUCUUCAGGCUGAAGAUUCGCCACCGGCGGAUGCCAAUAAUAAUAAUACCAAAAAUGGUAAGGACGGUAAGGUGUCCAAGGAAUCUGCAUCUACCCAAGGGGCCAGCGCCACCAAACGCAAGCCACCGCGCAGUCAGGGACUAGAGCACACCUCGCCGAUCCAGGUGGAUGGCGAGGCUUUGGCCUGCCCUUUGGUGCGAAAGUCCCUGCCGGCAGCCGGUGCUUCUGGUGCCUCAGGUCCCGCCAAAUCCUGUCCAUUGCCGGAGAAACGCAAGUCAUUGCCCGCAGGAGCGGCCAAGUCCAAAAGCCAAGUCAUCAAGCAGGAAGCCCUCGAAGAGGCCAGCAAUGAAGCCCAGCUCUUAGCGCUGCCAAUAGAAACCCACAAAACCGACAGCAUCGAAGAGGGUCGUCGUGUCCUCCAGUGGUUACUUAAUCCCAUCAAAGUCAAUCACUUCUUCGACGACUUUUGGGAGCACACCGCCUUCGUGGUGCAGCGCAAGAAUCCCCAUUACUACAGCAAGCUUAUAUCAUUUAAGAUGAUUGACGAAAUGCUGGUUCGCCAUCGCUUGGACUUCACCAUUAACGUGGAUGUGACCACGUACAAGAAUGGCAAGCGUGAGACGCUGAAUCCCGAGGGCCGUGCCUUGCCACCAGUUGUAUGGGGCUUGUAUUCGGAAGGCUGCAGCAUUCGCAUACUGAAUCCAUCUACCUAUCUGGUGGGAUUGCGUCAGGUGUGCAGCAUUAUGCAGGAGUUCUUUCACUGCUUGGUGGGGGCAAAUGUCUACCUAACCCCGCCAAAUAGCCAGGGCUUUGCGCCCCAUUACGAUGACAUCGAGGCCUUCGUGAUCCAAGUGGAGGGACGCAAGCGCUGGCGUUUGUACGAGCCACCCUCUGGUUCCGAUCAGCUGUGCAGGAACUCGUCGAGCAACUUUGAUCAAGAGCAGCUGGGUGAGCCCAUACUUGAUGAGGUCUUGGAAGCCGGCGAUUUGCUGUAUUUUCCCAGAGGCACCGUUCACCAGGCCAUCACCGAGGAGGAACAGCACUCGCUACACAUUACCUUGAGCGUGUACCAACAGCAGGCAUACGUCAAUCUCCUUGAGAAACUAAUGCCCAUUGUUCUUAAGAAGGCCAUCAAGCAAAGUGUCGCCUUGCGUCGCGGCUUGCCGCUGCACACAUUUCACGUUUUGGGCGAGGCCCAAAGGGCUAAUCGCAGCGAUUCGCGCAAUCAGCUGGUGGAGAAUGUGCAGAAGCUGGUGACCAAGCACUUGAUGCCCUCCGCACAGGACAUUGAUGAGGCCGUCGAUCAGCUGGCCAAGAAGUUCCAGCACGAGGCACUGCCACCGAUCAUUCUGCCCGAGGAGCAGGUGCGCACCGUUUUCGGAUCGCGCAGUACCGCCGAUGAGCAGGGUAACGCUAUCUGCGACUACGAGUUCGACACGAAGACAUCCGUGCGCUUGCUGCGCGCCAAUAUCCUGCGUCUGGUGACCGAGGAGGAUGGCAGCGUGAGGAUCUAUCACCAUGUGGAUAAUGGCUUCGAGUACUGUAAGUACGAGCCCAUUUUCAUGGAGAUUCUGCCGGAGGAAGCUGCUGCCGUUGAACUGCUCAUAUCAGCAUAUCCGUACUACCUCACCGUCGGUCAGAUGCCAUUGGACUCCGCUGCUCGUAAGGUGGAGGUAGUCACCGCCCUGUGGGAACGUGGCCUUCUUAUGACCGAGAAGCCAUUUAAAUAGGAGGGAAUCAAAAGCGAGGUGCUCAUCACUAGAAUUUAUAUCCAUGCAAAUGUUUCUCUAGAAGAACCAUAAACCAUUUUUUUUUUGUAUAAACUUGUAAUCAGAUUUGUAAUGCUCAAAUUCUGCAGAAAUUAAACCACAUUAUUCAUCUA